UCGAGAAAGAUAGCCUAGAGUCCAGGCUCAGCCUGGAGCUGGGAGGGCCCUCCGAGGUCCCUCUGCCCACCCUCUCAGAGUGCCCCCACGCUGACUGUGCGAAACGAGCUCGAGGUUAAGGGAGGAGUGGGUGUUGGCUGGACAGGGAGCCUAUUUGUUUUGAUUUAGGAUUGUCCUUAGUCUGCGUUGGUAGGACCAAGUCAGGACCUUGUCGGACUUCAAAGGCCCUCCAGUGAUGAUGUAUUUUAAUACUGGGGUUUUAGGAGAGGUUUGGAGCUUGGUUACUGGGAUAUGGUCUGGUGGUGCUGGUUACUGCGUAAGAUGGGAAUCUUUGUGCCUGCAAGUAUUGCUGACUUACGUGUAGCGUGUGGGUCACUGGCAGUCAUUGAAGUUCUUGGAUCGCUGUGAGGUGGAGAAGCAGUGGAACUUUUUAGUCUAGUGGUAGUAUUACCAGUUCAGCAGCAGUGAUGAGAUGUUUGUGUGACAGGAGUUUCUUUCCCUGGAGUAGGUAGACUCUUAUCGCUUGAGCUUUGGUCCUGAUAAUUUACUUCACGUUCCUUAGAAGGGUUACUUGAGAGAGGGAGGGCAGUCAGUGUUACUGAGCGCUUGCAGAGGCAGCUCUUUUUCUGUUGGUUAGGAUUGGUGAUGGCUUUAUUUGAGGCGUUGCUGUCACCUUUGGCAGAAUCACUGUUUGGGCAUUCGUCUUAGCUCCCAGUGAAACUUCCAAAACUGUGUUAUCAACUCCUCUGUUGAGUUACUAGGAUUAGUGUCAUGUGUAGAGAGAGGGAUAUGUUUGUAUUCUGUGCUGCUCGUGUUUAGUGUUUGCACUUACUAGACAUAAUUACCAUUUGUCUCUGAUAGGUUGGUGAAAAGGAAAUGAAAUCAUGUAUAUACACUGUGGAUGAGAGCAUACUAGUGCAGUGUGGAAAUUAAAUAUUUUUUCCUUUACCUAUCAGAAGAGAAUAUGUGCACUGUGGACAACUGGGCUGAAUUAGGAAGUUAGGAAAUUGGGAUAAGUCUUUUCUUAAGAAACGCUGCUUCUGCAUUGACAAGAUUUUAUGAUGGAGGAGAUACUUGAAGAUUAUUAGCUUAUAGCAUCCUAUGGUAUUGUUCAAAUAUAGAAUCAGUGGUUGGGGGGAACAAGCUAUUGCAGUGGGACUGAAUAAGUUAAUUAAUAGAUAUAUGGACUGAACUUAUGCUCUUGGUCUUCGCACCCAGUACUUUCACUUACUCAUGUAGUUAUAUCACUCCCUGUUUUAUGUAGAAGUCAUAUAUACUCCCUUAUCUCCUGUAUUCUGACUCCCAACAUUUAAUGUAAAAUAUUUGUCUUCUCAUUGAUAGUGAGGAAUUGAAAUUGUACAGGGGAAAAAUGGUGGUGAUUAUAUCCUAUAAGAUCUAAUUCAGAUAUAUGAAAGGAAUUGCAAGGUUACUAGUGUCACCUUUUCCCCCAGUCUGUUCCACAUAAUGACCAGUUAACGUCGAGCCUCAGAUAUUUUCAUUUUAAAUCUCCAUAGAGAAUGUCACUGUAAGCAAUGUCAAAUGUAAAUUUGUUACUGAGUAUUUGCUGAAAAGCAUAAUGAUAGUUAUUAAUCAUUUGAUUUAGCUACAUGUCUUUGGAUCUUGAUCCCUUUGUCAUAUUGAUUAUUUCCCAGACCGCCCUAGAGCCUUUAUAGUAGAAUUAUCAAUAGAAAAAGACCAAAAAGUAUGUACCUAUAAUCUGGUAUUCUUUUCACACUAUUGAAAAAAGAUUUUCAAUACUUCAUGUAAACAAUUAGAGAAAUGUGAUGGAGAGAUUUUUAGUCCUUGAUGUUUCCAUCAUGAGAGGACAGAUCAUCUGUGACUGAAUGCCCCCCGCUUUUUUUUUAACUGUUGUUCUUGUGAGUUAUGCAUCUCCUGCACAGUAUGAUUCAGCAGUGCUGUUUUGCACAAGUUUCUGAUGAAGAACAAUCAGUAGUGUACGUUCCAGGCAUUUCUACUGAAGGAAAUGUCAGAUCAAGACACAAGCUGACAAGUCCAAAAGCUGAUGUUAAACUUAAGACUUCCAAGGCGACUGAUGCUUCAAUCUCUGUGGAGUCCUUAAAAGGCACAGGAGAUUCAGUAGAUGAACAGAAUUCCUGCAGGGGAGAAAUAAAGAGUGCAUCACUGAAGGAUUUAUGUCUUGAAGACAAAAGACGCAUUGCAAACUUAAUUAAAGAAUUGGCCAGAGUAAGUGAGGAAAAGGAAGUGACGGAGGAAAGACUGAAAGCUGAGCAGGAGUCAUUUGAGAAGAAGAUCAGGCAGUUGGAAGAACAGAAUGAACUGAUCAUCAAAGAAAGGGAAGAUAUCCUUUUGAAACUACAGUAUAGAGAAUGCCAAGAACUUCUAAGCCUGUAUCAGAAAUAUUUGUCAGAACAACAAGAGAAGCUCACCAUGUCUCUCUCAGAACUUGGUGCUGCUAGAAUGCAGGAACAGCAGGUAUCCAGUAGAAAAAGCACUCUCCAGUGUUCAUCUGUGGAACUGGAUGGUUCCUACUUGAGUGUAGCCAGACCGCAGACCUACUAUCAAACCAAGCAAAGACCUAAGUCUGCAAUCCAGGAUUCAGCUUCAGAAUCCCUUAUAACAUUUAGGAAUAAUUCUUUGAAACCAGUAACCCUUCAUCAUCCCAAAGAUGAUCUAGGUAAGAUACCAUCAGAGACCACAACAUGUAAUUAUGAAUCUCCAGGGAGAAAACCAGUAGAUGCAGUCCCAACAGAGAAAAUGCCACAAGAAGAAUUGCACAUGAAGGAAUGUCUACACCUUAAGCCUACUCCUACUCAAUGCUGUGGUCAUAGACUUGCUGCAGAUCAUGUUCAUGAGAGCCAUUCUACAAACACAGCCCCUCAACAUCCUAAGACACAUCCAGAAUCAUGCAGUUAUUGUGGGCUUUCUUGGGCGUCUCUGUUGCAUGGUGGAGGGGCGCUGCAACCAAAUGAAACUUUGAAAAAGCAGAUCUCAGAAGAUAGAAAGCAGCAACUGAUGCUUCAGAAAAUGGAGCUGGAAAUUGAAAAGGAACGCCUUCAGCAUCUGCUGGCCCAGCAGGAGACAAAGCUUCUUCUAAAACAGCAACAGCUUCACCAGUCUCGACUGGAUUACAAUUGGUUAAGAGCUCAGGCUCUGUUUAAGUCGAGAGAAGUGGUUGCUGAAAAAGAGCUUACUAAACCCCAAGAACUCAAACUGGAUAUGAAUGGCAGUGACUCUGGACCAAGUUUCUUAAAGUCAAACUGUGAUGGCUGGCUGCUUGGAACAUCAUCAUCCGUUAAAAAGUACCAAGAAACCCCAAACAGUGGAGAGAAUAGGAAGGAGAAGAAGACAGUUGGGUUUCAUUCGCAUAUGAAAGAUGAUGCCCAGUGGUCAUGUCAAAAGAAAGAUACGUAUAGACCCCAAAGAGGUACAGUGACAGGAGUUAGAAAAGAUGCGUCCACAUCUCCUAUGCCAACAGGAAGCCUAAAGGAUUUUGUCACCACAGCCUCACCAUCAUUACAGCGCACCACCUCCCGGUAUGAGACAUCUUUGUUGGAUUUGGUUCAGUCUCUGAGCCCAAACUCUGCUCCCAAAUCUCAGCGCUGUCCCUCCAGAGAAGCUGGGACCUGGAAUCAUGGUACUUUCCGACUCAGUCUUCCAAAAUCGACCUGGAAGAAGAUGGGGAUGCACAGAACCCCUGAAGAGCUGGAGGAGAAUCAGAUUCUGGAAGAUAUAUUUUUCAUUUGACAUAUUGCAGAAUUUUCUUAGGAAAUUUGUGGGUUUCCCCACAUACCAAUCUAGCAUUUUAAAUUAUUUCAUUGCAAAGUAAUUGUGUCUCUCUUUUCACAGGGACCUAUCUCACUAGCAUCCUGUUAUGUAUUGAAUAUAGAAAUCAUUCUAAAAUCCCAGGGUGUUUUCAAUCAGACCAGGCAAUCGAUAACACACUAAGGGGGUAGGAAUGGAAGAUGGUAUCUUUUUUAUGCUAAACAGAUUAGAAAAUUAACAUAGGAUACUUUCUGUGUGGUGGAAACCAUUGCAUAUUCAGCCUCAUUUCAAGAGUGUCUCCUUCUCAUACUUCUGCUAGAAAAGGCUGACUCACUUUUAUGUACAAGAAAAACCUCUCCAUUGAAAGAUCCCUCUAAAAGUAACCCCUUUGAAACAUAAGCAGUUUCAGAAAGGCAAACCCUCACAUCUUUCUCAUCCUGUUCUGUCACUACUACAUCUCUAUAAGUGGUCCUUUAAUUCUGAAGUUGGAGUUGGUGCCCCUGCCAUCACAAACAACACUGACAGCCAAUUGUGAGUCAGUCUCAGUAGCCAUCAGCCUGGCAGCUGCCCAUCCCAUAACCAAAGAGCUCAAUGGGCUAGAGGGUGAGACCCAGCCAAUCCUUGGGAGCAAGCAGUACUAAAUCAUGUCAGGGAGUGAUUAGCCCUGGGGAAAUUCAAUGGAGGCACAAGCCUGAAGCACUCUUCUACCAGUGUUCAGAUGACCACCCCUCCAAUAUUCCAGAAUGAAUAAGAACAAUCAGUCUCUAGGUAUUUUUGUUGACUCAAGUGUUCAGCUUAUUCACCCUACCUCCCACCCCCCAUCACACGUGCUCCUGUGAACUUCCCAUGGUUGUGUCUAGGGAAAAUGCCACUAGAGAGAGAGUGACACCAGCUGCUGCAAGCUGAUGGGCUUCCUCUGGCCCUCCCUUUUCCUCCAUGAGGAUUGAAGGAUACAAGCUGACCAGGCCCCACAAGUGCUCUGCUCAUGGCCCCAAAGAACCAUCUCAACUUGCCAGAGUAUGUUCCACCACUGGGCCUCAUUUUGACCCAGAGAAAGCCUAUGGAAGUUAUGCAGUGCAGACCUCAUCCUAUCUGCUGUCUUUUCUCCCACAGAGCUCUUGAGAUGGGUCCUUCAGCUUGCAGUGGUCCCUAGUAGCCUCUCAAGCUAAUGGGGAUGAUGAGCCUGGUUUAGCCAGAGUUCAAAACGCUCCAGUCAUUGAAAGCAAGGGGAGAGUGUGUUCCCAGAUGUGUAUUACUUGGGAAUUUUAUUUGAUCUGGAGGGUGUGACUUUUUUUCUCUCCUUUUUACCAACCCCAACUUAAACUGGGAGCAAGACUUUGUUAGUCAGUGUUGGUAGACAAAGUCAGACCACCCAGGGCAGCCUGCAUGCAUUGAGUCUGUGUGGCUUCCCUGAAUUAUUAUUUUAAUUGAAACUAGAUUAUUUCAAUCUAGAAAAGCCUUGUUAAGCAGCCUCCUUGUCCAGAUAGAUCCAAAGUUCAUGUCUCUUCAUGCUAAGCCUGGUGCUGUCACCUCCACCCAGCCUUCUUUCACUUGGGUUUUUUAAUUCUUUGGAGGAGAAAAGAAUGGAGCCCACCAAUAUUAUAUUUUUCUUCUGAAAUAAACAUAAAGUCAGGACUAACUAGUUGUAGUCAUUCCCUUAAAAAGUUGGAAAACCAUUACAGAUUAAAAUUUCCUUAUAAAGCUCACCUCUGAGAGUAACCAAAUCAGUUUGAUCCCAAAUCAUAAAGCCUUUGGAGUGUGGAGCUUUCUGUGGUAUGGCAGAAAUGGGUGGAUGGCAAACUAAGAGCCCUCAGCCAUUUUUUCAGAUAAAGUUAGGUUGCCAGAACUUUCUUUUCCUUGCGCCCUGUGUCAUGACUAGCUUAAGUGUACCUGACUCCCAUAGACUGCUCCCAUGCCCACAGUCACCCAUUCCGGACUCCAGUGUCCUUAAAACUCUGGAGUGAGAAGAUGCCGGAGGAUCAAGAAAAGGAUCACAGUUUCUUUAAGAAGCUUGUUUGCCUUUGGAAAAUAAUAAACAUAGUCUAAACUAAAGGCUUUUUGGGGAUCACAGCAGCCACAGAGUGGAGUUUAAUUGCUUCUUCUUGAAUGGCCAAUUUGGAAAAGCAGAGAUGGACUUUCAACAAAGUAUCAGCCAAUACAUUUUUCACAUGCCAAACUCAUCACCAGUUGCCUUUUUCUAACUUGUGGACAUUUUGUUGGUGUUGGUGCAAGGGCAAUAGGAUGUGAAUUUGUAUAUAAUCUAAUGUCUUCAUUAUUAAUUGAAUAGUACCUGUUAACAUUUUAAGCGAUUUAAAUUUAUUUUGAAAUAUAUGCAUACAUAUGAAUGAAAGGUUGUUGCAGACCCUCAAAGCUGUUGCAGACUAUCCCAAGAGAAAGGAUCUGGCACAAAGGAAUCUGCCUUUCCUCUCUGUCAGGUCCCCCACCCUUGACUGGUUGGGAUUUGCUCAUCCAGCCUCUAGACACUUCCCCAAAGCAAGACGGGACACAUGCCAAGGGUGUUGUGGAUAAUGCCACAGCAUUGCCCACCCUGCUGCCCACCUCCUGUGAAGGAAAAACCAAUCAAUGUUUACAAAAUGGAAAAGGACACAGCAUGUCCUUUGAACUCCCUAAGUAAGGCCCACAGUGCUUGAUGUAGAGAACCAAAGUGAAUCACAGAAAAGCUUUUGCUGACAGUCCGCUUUCCAGGAGGCAAACUUGUGUUUAUUCUAACCUGAUCCCCAUGAUGGGGACUUUUCUAGAGCACCCCAAAUGUCAUGGGGUGGGAGGGACUCUUUCUCCUCCCUCAGAGCCACUGUUCACUUGUCUCUGCUUCUGGCACCAAGUUCACAAUAGAGAUCUGCUGGCCAGAGAAUCAGGGGAGAGGAGAGGCCUGAUGGGGCAGAGAGACGGAGGCUGUGGCGGACUCCUUCCAACUCACAAUUUAUCCUCAGCUCAGAGUGUAUUUUGAAUGUUGGCAAAUGUUUAUGUACGUAUGCGAUUUUAAGUUAAUAAAUCAUCUCUAUGGCUAUUUUCCCCA
Molecule: messenger RNA, 6781 nt
Organism: Chlorocebus sabaeus (green monkey)
Lineage: Eukaryota; Metazoa; Chordata; Mammalia; Primates; Cercopithecidae
Product: KIAA1328 ortholog
Source: RefSeq, a predicted model, not a curated record